Molecule: messenger RNA, 2253 nt
Organism: Aspergillus heteromorphus CBS 117.55
Lineage: Eukaryota; Fungi; Ascomycota; Eurotiomycetes; Eurotiales; Aspergillaceae
Exons: 2
Coding region: 1-2253 (750 amino acids)
Molecular function (GO): lipid binding
Source: RefSeq, a predicted model, not a curated record
AUGCCGCAAGGAGAGACGGAGCCCCUCCUCCCUCGCUACGAGGAGGACACCACCCUCCAGCGUCGCCUGCAUCAGAAAUUGCAUACCUACCAGAUGAUCCGUGCCCUUUCGGAUGGGUACAUGCCGUCUACAGAACAGACCAUCAUCAAUCUCCGCUCCUUCUUAGCUUCCGACAUCCUAUCCCCACAUACCCAUGAUGUCGGUUCCGUGGGCCGUCAAAUCGUUCGCGAUUUCCGUCUCUGGAUCCAGCUCUUUAUCGAACUCCUGCAGGAGAAGAAUGGGGACGAUAAACUGCAGGACUUCUUGUGGCACUUGUCACGGUCCAAAGCAUCCCUAGACCCGAACAAGAUCCAGCAACGGGCCACCCAGACGAAGGCCAGAGCAGAUACCAAAGCGGGUACAGACUUCCAUUCUCUUUCCGUUUCUAUGCCGGGCUCCUAUGAUAGCUUGCGCACCGUUGGAGGCCUGCUCCUGACCAAUGCGGACUUCCGUCUGUUUGUCGAUGAUCUAGCCACCGUCGGGCGCCAGAUCUUUUCCGACACGGCCUUCUCGCUAUCCAGUGCUUCGAAGCAAGUGGGGAGGCAAUUAAAGCCCUCCCAGGAAGACAUCGAAGCCGUACAGGGGGCAGGUGCAGAUGAGGGUCGUGCGGCAGACAACGAAGAACUACGUGAAGAGGCAGCCAACGUGGCUAAGGUCGCAGGUACCGGGGUUGCUCGUACCGGUCAGGAGGCACUCCACAGUGCUAAGGAGCAUCUGGCAGGACCAGAAAAAGAAGCCUUACUCUACCGGUUGAAGCGAACCGUCUUGCAGCUUCGUGACCGCUCCGACUACUCGGAUUCGGUUGCUACUCUGGCCCAGUUGGUUGCGCGAUACGCCAAAGCAUACGCAAAUGCGGCCUCGGAUGUAGUCACGACAGCUGAAGAAGAGGUAGAUGUCAAUGUGGACCUCAAGCAGGCCGUGGAACAAUUCUGGCUCCUGGUCCAAUCUUUCGGCGAUGCACAGGAAUGGAAGACCCUACAACAGCGCUUUGAGAAGGUGCUGCAGCACGCAAACAAAGACCCAGAGUUCGAGACCUUUAUAUCCGAGACCGGGUCCAUGAUCGAGGAGAUGUUGACAGAUCCAAAAUUUUUCGACUCGGCCGACGAGAAGAUUGAUGAACUCAAGGAAAGGUCAAAACAGAUUGAGGCGGAGUCGAACUUGCGUCAGGAUGUGGACGCCUUCCUGGUACAGGCGAGACGAGCUCUGCAGACGGUCUCUAAUGAUAAUGCCGUGUCUAAACUAGUCGACGCAACCAACAAGCUGUAUCAGGAUGCCUCGGACGGCUACCAUAGCCGAGAGGGCCAGUUACCCGCGGAUCUAGUCGAAGUCUUCUUCCCCCUGAUCCUCCGCAGUAUCCAAUACAUCCCAAUCCCGCGCCUAGAGAUCUCCUCGCCGGAAGUCGACCUGUUACUGGAAAGUCUGAUCUUGGAGCCGGGCCAUACCGUCAACUAUUCGUCAUUUCUACCGUACCGGAUGCAUGUUACAACGCGCAAUGACAUUGAUAUCGUGAAGAAGCAUUCGAAGAAGACCGCGACUGAUAUCAAAACCACGUUCACCACCACCGUCUCUGGGCUGAACAUCAGUGCCGCGGAGUUUGGAUACUGGAUUCGUGCGCACUCCGGCCUGCUGUUUUACUUCAGAGAUCAGGGGAUUGCGAGCUUCUACCUGGAUAAGCGCGGAAUCGACAUCUCUCUUGACAUCGAGGUCGGGAGGGAGCGCCUGGAGCAAAUCUUCACCCUUCGCGGUGUCCGUGUGCGGAUCCACAAGCUUGACUACAAAGUUCAUCGCAGCAAGUGGAAGUGGCUCCUCUGGGUGACGAAGCCUUUCCUCAAGCACCUGGUCCGUCGGGUCUUGGAGAAGAAGAUCGCGGAGAAGAUCGUCCAAGCUGCUUUCGCGCUCAACCGAGAGCUGGUGUUUGCUCGGGAACGCUUGCGCGCGGCACGCAUUGCCAAUCCUCACGACCUUGCGAGCUUCGUGCGGGCUGUGAUGGCCCGGCUUAAGGCCAUCCCCGACACCGACGUGGAGGCCCGCGUUGGCAUUGACCCGCCUGGCAGCGGGGUAUUCAAGGGUGUCUUUGCCCCCGGCAGUCUCGUCAAAGUCUGGCAUGACGAGGCGCUGCGGGCUCAAGAGGCCAUUGAGGAGGGCGAUGAGAGCCAUGGAUUGGGGAGAACCUGGCGGAAUGACAUAUUCGAUGUUCCUACGCGUCGGGCCUAA